AUCUCUCUCUCUCUCUCUCUCUCAAAACCAUUAACCCUUCAAUGGGAAGACCACCUUGUUGUGAUAAAUCAAACGUCAAGAGGGGCCUUUGGACUGCCGAGGAGGAUGCAAAAAUACUUGCAUACGUAUCCAACCAUGGGGUUGGAAAUUGGACCUUGGUUCCCAAGAAAGCAGGACUCAAUAGAUGUGGGAAGAGCUGCAGGCUUAGGUGGACCAAUUACCUUAGAUCUGACCUCAAGCAUGACGGCUUCACACCCGAAGAAGAAGAGCUCAUUAUAAACCUUCACAAAGCUAUAGGAAGUAGGUGGUCUCUAAUUGCAAAACGACUACCUGGAAGAACAGACAAUGAUGUCAAAAACUACUGGAACACCAAGCUGAGGAAAAAGCUUUCCAAAAUGGGAAUUGAUCCAGUCACUCAUAAGCCAUAUUCUCAGAUCCUUUCUGAUUAUGGAAACAUUAGUGGCAUCCUAAACAUAGGAAACCAGAUUGGACCUCUCAAUAUCAAUAAAAACUUAAACUAUGCACCAACACCCAAACCAGAACCAUCUUCAGUCCUCACAUCAUUCCCAAAUACCAACAUGCCUAUGGAAUUCCAAAAUAGCCCCUAUAAUGAAAACAUAGUUCCCUCAUUGGAUUUCAUGUCUCAUCAGUUUCAACAAGUCAAUAUUAACCAGGAGACCAUCCAACCACAUUUCUUUAAUGAAGCUACCUCUUCUUGUUCAUCAUCAUCUUCUUCCAAUGUCACCCAAUUAAGCCCACUGCCGCAAUCGUAUUCUUGCCAACCGUCUCAAGUGCAAAAUGCACCAUCUUCUUCCUUCAAUUGGAGCGAGUUUCUCAUCACUGACCCUCUCCCAUUCCCAGGCUUUCAGCAACAGCAAGAUCGCCAUUUCCCGGGUUUCUCAUCAUCAACUAACCCGUCAACUUUCGCCCAAACACCCCCAUUAAACUUUGCUAGUGGAAAUGAAUAUGGCUUAAAUCAAGUUGGACAAGAGGAGGGUAUUGGGAAUUUUGACGUUGGAUCAACCAUUGGGGGCCAUACAAACAAUAAUAUGUUGGAAGUUUCAUCAUCUGUGAGUUCAUUCGUGAAUUCUAUCUUGGAUAAGGAUAGUGAGAUGCAGGCAGAAUUUCCAGAUAUUUUAGAUGAAUCUUUUGAUUACUAA
This is a messenger RNA of Quercus robur (English oak), 1160 nucleotides long. RefSeq names its product transcription factor MYB35. The coding region runs from base 42 to 1160 and encodes 372 amino acids. The transcript is spliced from 3 exons. NCBI's taxonomy places the organism in Eukaryota, Viridiplantae, Streptophyta, Magnoliopsida, Fagales, Fagaceae. The record is from RefSeq and is a predicted model, not a curated record.